This is a messenger RNA of Protobothrops mucrosquamatus (brown spotted pit viper), 471 nucleotides long. RefSeq names its product unconventional myosin-XVIIIa-like. The annotation marks the transcript as partial. The transcript has a single exon. The record is from RefSeq and is a predicted model, not a curated record. NCBI's taxonomy places the organism in Eukaryota, Metazoa, Chordata, Lepidosauria, Squamata, Viperidae.
AUGUUCCACUUAAUCAAGAAGGACCGAGACGGGUCCCGGAGGGAGAAGAAGGAGAAGAAGGAGAAGAAGGAACGCAUGUCGGCCGCCGAGCUGAAGAGCCUGGAAGAGAUGAGCCUGCGACGAGGUUUCUUCAACCUCAACCGGUCUUCCAAGCGGGACGCCAAGAACCGCCUGGAGAUCUCCAACCCCAUCCCCAUCAAGGUGGCCAGCGGCUCGGACCUCCAUCUCACCGACAUCGACUCCGACAGCAACCGGGGCAGCGUGAUCUUGGACUCCGGCCACCUCAGCACGGCCAGCUCCAGCGACGACCUCAAAGUGGACGACGGCACCUUCAAGGGCUCGGUUCUGCAGCGGGCCGCCAAGUUCGGCUCGUUGGCCAAGCAGAACUCGCAGAUGAUCGUCAAGAGGUUCUCCUUCUCCCAGAGGAGCCGCGACGAGAGCGCCUCGGAGACCUCCACGCCCUCCGAGCAU